CCUUCUCCCUUUUUAUGUCAGCUCUGUUUUUAAGUUAAAGCACAAAACUGCUUGCCUUGUCUCAUUUCUUCCUUGUAAUUCAUUUUAUCUUCUUCCACAAACAUUUCCCAUGACUUCAGGAUGUUUUCCUGUCUGAAAAUGUGCCUUGUUUCCUUGUUUUGGAUGAUUGUGAGGGGAAUAAAGGUGAAAUCACGGUGAAAGCAUUAGGUGCAGCCAUAAUAUAAAUAAAAUUGUUCCCCGUGGGGCUUUUCCACCCGUUUUUGCUGAGUAAUCAUAUCACCAGCACCACACAUGCGUUUCAAGACGUUUUUUAGGAGUAAAAAAAAAAAGUAAAAGGAAACAUGAAUUCCAGCGUAGCCGGGUGCGUUUGUUUUUCCCUUUCAUUCCCGCGGUCCUCCUCUGUGUGUUGGAAUUUCCCGCAUGGACUGAGAGGGAUCUUGCUCCGUAAAUUACAGCGCCUUGCGUGUCAGAGGAAAAGCCUUUUAUGGGCAGGGAAGAGGCGGGGCCAGUGAGGUGGCGGCGGCAGAGGGGAGGUGGGAAUCAUCAAGACAGCCAGAGAAGCAGAGUCGAUGCACGGCAGCAGGCCGCAUCAGUUUUUUUUUUUUCUUCUUCCUGCAAUCACAGUGCAAUAAUGUGCAACAAACAGCGGCUGCAUUGCGCUUCUGUGCAUGCGCAUUAGUACGUUUGUGUUUACGCUGCAACGUCGCCGUCCCCCCCCCUCCUCCUCCUCCUCCUCCUCCUCCUCCUCCCCUCACUUGUUUUCCUUCUACUUAGCUGGGGGCGCCGAAGGAAUGGAGGAAAACAGUACAAAUGCGUGGGUCAGCAGCGUAGCAUGAGUCAACCUCGGGGAUGUGUGCAGUCAUCAUCGCGGGGCCGCCGCUGCUGCUGCUGCUGGCCGCUGCGAGAGAAGCGAUCCUGCGCGGCUGAGCAGCUUUUCACAGGUGUCGCCCAUGAAUGAGAAAAACAUGCAGACUUCUUCAGAUCUUUUCACCCCCAACUGUAGACCUCUGAGUAGGUUGUAACUACUUCAGAGGGUAUAGAGGAUAAUCUCCUCCUUAUGCUGAUGAUUAGGUUGGAGUGGUUCCCUGCUUUGCCCUAUUCAUGCUCGUCAUGAGUGUACCUGCCCAGCAGAAACACAGCGCUAAAAGAACGGGCAAACGGAUCACGUUCUUCAGCGAUCAAGGUGGAGACUCAAUGAAGGAGACUUCGCAGCAUCCUGACGGGGCUUACUUUGUCCCAGGAGGCACUGCCUCAGAGUCUGGACAAAGUGAGGCAGCAAGUACUGUGACCUCCAAUCCAGAGGGUCCUCACAUGUAUCUCAACUCUGUGAUCUUCAGCCCAGAUAAGGGGGACCAGAGCAGGGGUCACUAUCAGCAGACUGUGCCAAUGAAGUGGGCUCACCCGGAGCCCAGUCAACUGCAGCAGCAGAGAGCUGCCUCUUGGACCAUGCCUAACUGGGGGCCAGCCUUUGCAAAUUACACAAGGACCCAGAAUGCAUUUGUGAAACCGAUGCACGAGACCUCCGGUGGCUUACAGCCGCAUCAGCAGCCAACAAACAGAGCAGCAGAAGUUGCAAAGUCUCGAGCGCUGGAGUGGGAGCAGCAGCAGGCUUCCCAGGUCUUUCAGGAGACGCUGAAACCUGGAGUACUGAACGCUCAGCAGCAGAGCGCCUCCCACCCUGGAGGAAGCUCAGUUUUGCAGUCUUUCCAGCUAGCCUUCGGUCAGCCCAAACAGCACCUGCCAGCUUAUUACCAGACCUUCCAAGGGAACAGGAGCACUCUACCUAACCCCCCUAACUACUCGGCACCUAAUUCUAAAGCCAUGCUACACCUGCAGCAGCUGCAGAAUCAAGAACAAAUGCAACGGCAGCAGCAGCAUCAUGCCAUCCAGCAGCAAAUUCAGCAGCAUCAGCAAAUCAUACGACAUCCACAUGUGCAGUUACAACAACAGCAGCAGUUACACCAUGAGCAGCAGCAACAAAAGAUGCAACAACAGCGGCAACAGCUCCAGAUUCAGCAGCAAAUGCAACCUCAGCAGUUGCAACAACAAAACCCCCAUGUGCUAGACUAUUUCUCUGGUGCACAAAGUGCACACCCUCAUCCACAGCCCGUUGUUGUACACUCCCAGGAAUCCACCGCUCCAGCUCCACCAAAGAUCCAGGAACCGGUGAUCCAAGACAUCACGCCAGAACCCCAGCAGCCAUCCGAUCCUCUCCAGGCCCCUCCGCCUCCCGAGCCCCCAUCGCAGUCUCAGACACAGCUCCAAUCCCAGGGGCAGCUUCGCAGAUCCCGCCGGCUGUCCAAGGAAGGUGGGGCGCCAUCUGAUAACCCCUUUUUGAGUGUGUGCUCGGAUCAAUCUGGACCCGAAAACGGGGCCCGUGAUGUUCAAGGGGCGCCCACAGGGGUCAUCCAGAGCACACGCAGGAAGCGGCGGGUGUCCCAGGAGGUCAACCUGGAGAUGCUUGCUCAAGAGGCCUCAGAAAGGAAGUCUCCCUCACUCAGUAAGGAGCCACACAGGCCGUGGAGUCCCGCUGAACCAGAGGGCAUGAACGCCAAGCGGCCUCGAGAUGACGGCCUCCUUCCACUCGUCAUCCCCGUAUCUGUUCCCGUUCGGAGACGGGAACCCUCGUCUCCGGAUAGGGAUGGCACAGCUCUAGCAUCCAGCUGGCCUCACAGGCCUUCCAACCACCAAGACCUUGGCCGUGCAGAUCAUAAGCCCUCAGUCAUCGUCACCCGGAGACGCUCGCUCCGAAAUUCCUUGUCAGAAAGUUCGGAGCAGAAUGACGGCACCGAGGGAGAGAGGGAUGAUGACGGCAAGAAGUCCAAACGCCGUCCCCGACCGGAGCCUCUCUUCAUCCCGCCGCCCAAACCCAGUUUAUUCAUUGCCCCGCCUGUCUACUCCAGCAUCACACCCUACCAGAGCCACCUUCGCUCUCCGGUUCGCCUCGCCGACAACCCGAUCACGAUGCCCCCAUACACGCCUCCGCCUAUCCUCAGCCCCGUUCGGGAGGGCUCAGGCCUCUACUUCUCCACCUUCCUCUCGUCAGCUGCAGGCAGUGGUCCAGGCCUGCCCCCUCCUGCGACUCCUAAAUCGGCUACUCGUAGCUUAUUGCGUUCCAGCAGCUGCGACAUCACACCACCAGUGUUGUCCGCCAUGAGCGAGACCACUCCAGUCAGCAUUGAGCCGCGAAUAAACAUCGGGUCGCGGUACCAAGCGGAGGUGCCAGAGCUGAGGCAGAGGGCAGCUGUCGAGCUGGAUCGCCAUCGAGCAGAACUGGUUUGGGCUCCGCCGCCUGAACUGGAGUUAAAGCCAGACUUUCAGGACAAGGUGGAAGACCUCAUGCACCUAGCCUGUUCCAGUGUUUUAUAUGGAGGAGGCACCAACCAGGAGUUGGCACACCAUUGUUUAUACGAGUGCAAAGGGGACAUAAUGGCCGCUCUGUCUCUGCUGAUGCUGAGGGAUCCCAUCUUCCCCAAGACCCAUCAUCUAUCUGGCUACCACUACUCAGGAUCAGACAGCUGGACGGCAGCUGAGAGGCGCCUGUUCAACAAAGGCAUGGCCGCGUAUAAGAAGGACUUUUUCAUGGUGCAGAAGCAGGUAACUACUAAGACGGUGGCGCAGUGUGUGGAGUUCUAUUACACGUACAAGAAACACGUGAAGAUUGGCCGCAAUGGAGCGCUAAUUUAUGGCGAGACCGAGCCUUUGGAGAACAGGACCGUGGAGGAGGAACUGGACCACAAGGCCUCUCAAAGACUGGAGCCACAGCAGGAGGAGGACAUCAGGAAGUGGGAUGGUUCAGCUGACAGGAAACAGGAUGCCUGUCCCACCAGGGUGACGCACACGCUGCCGUCCACUGAGAAUCCUGGGACCGUCCUCAUCAUGAAGGCCCAGGAGGAGGUGGGGAGGGAGCAGCCGUUGUCCAGGGUCAUCCACCACGCCCAGCCGACCCAAACCAAACCACGCUUUGAUGGCAACGCGCGCAGGCCUAGCCCCCCGUCGGGCAACAAAGUCUCUUUGGGGCAGGAGGGAGAGUUCCCCUGCAAGAAGUGUGGCAGGAUUUUCUACAAGGUGAAGAGCCGCAGCGCCCAUAUGAAGAGCCAUGCAGAGCAGGAGAAGAAGGCGGCCGCUCUGCGACAGAAGGAGGCAGAGGAGCGCGCUGCAGCGAGGGCAGCGGCAGCGGCUGCCGCCGCCACGGCAGCUCGGCAGCAGAACGGAACGCGUCAGGUGGGCGGUGACAGCGCCAACGACGACUCGUCAGGCAGAGAGGACGAGGACGACGAGGACUGGCAGAAUUAGGGUGGAGGCAGAGACCCACUUCACCAGGCAGGGCAGCUUAUUUACCCUCCUUUUAUAGAAACAAGACCACCGUUGCUUGGUGCAGUCACAGACAACUAACCGUGAAUGCUCAAACUUGUCUAAGCGUCUGGAUUUGUUUGUUUCUUACCAGAACUCCCCUUUACUCAGCUUGAAAACCUUUUUCAAGAGUUACCUCUCUUGCUCACAGGGCUCGGUGAAAUCAAAGCCAUGCCUCUCCUCCCGGUGUCGUCCUGUUGAAUUCCCAGCCGCAGCCUUCCUGUGCACUUUGAUUCCCGCCCUGCUUUCUUCUGACAGGCACGUUGGACCCCCAUCCUCGGUUUCCUUUCACCUUUGGUCAUUCUGCAUCCCAACCUUUGGGCAUCAGGUGAAGUUUAGACGGCUGAUCUGUGAUAGUUGGGAUGAGGUGGAGAAGACAGGGUACUUUUUGGGAUGGACGGCUGGCAUGAUCGGACUGUUGCCUCUGUGUCACCGCUCGUCUGCACCAACAGCUGUCAAGUGUUUUUACGAAGCAUGAAAUGAGUUCUCUCUGUUUAUCCGGGCUUUGGUUCUGUGAAUCCCCUUCUUGACCCUUUUAUAAAGCCCACUUUGCUCCUCACUGUUUAUGCCUUAGGUGUUAUGACGGUUUUAUUUGAAAAUGACAAUCAAUUUUACACUGUUGGUGUUUUUUAUGGACAUGUACAUAAACAGGUCAACUUUUUUCCCUCUGUCUCUGUAGUUAUAUGUGGUUCUUGUCAAUAUUGUUGUUGGUAAUUAUUAAUAUUAUUAUUAACAUUAUUAUUAUAUUCUAGUUUUGGCUGCAGUUUUAAGCGCUUUUACUUUUUUUUAUUUAAGCAAAAUAAUUGCUCCUUGCUACCUGUUUAUAACUGUGAUUUUAUUUUAUUUUUUUCAUUGGGAGGCCAGAAAUGAAGAAAAAGCAGAAAUGUAUGUGCAAUAGAACAAGUCGACCCCCUGUUGUUUCCCCAGGGUGUUCUCUGUCAGCUUAGAAGCAGCUGCUCUGAAUGCCUCUCUGUCGGCUCUAUAACUGAUAGGAGGUUCUGACUCAGACUGUUCAAACCGCAGGUCUCUACGGAUACGAGCAAGACGACAACCAGCCCAGUCUGAUCCCAAACACGCUUUGGUAUUUACGGCAUGACAUUGGCUUUUCACGGUGUGUGCUUUUUGUUCUUAAUUGUAGACAAAGCAUUGCUUCUAUCCAGGCCAUGGCUGGUCUGUUAUCAUACCUCCACAUGGUAUAAAUACCACAGUAUGGCAGUAUUUACACAAAAAUGUGUGGCUUUAAUGUAUAAUAUGAUGUUAUUGCCGUUAUUGAAAUCAAAUUGAUUGUUGCAAUUCUAAUAUUAUCUUUCACAUUAAUUUAUCCAUCUUUUGAAUCGGAUACACAGACAUAAACAAAAAUAUGAAAUAAACAUCUGACAAAAUUUAUAGUAGAUUUCAAGUAAUUGUGCACAGAAUAUAUUGAGAAUAUUUCCAAACAUCCGAUGUUGCCUUUCAGCCAGCUGACCGGCAGUGUGCAGGAAAGUUUUUCUUUGCUCUAUACACCCACAGAAAAGUCUGCUGUCUGCUGCUCUUCAGAACCGUAUGGUAGAACAUUUUAGCUGUUUUCUAACAUUAAACCGGCCCAAGCCUCCAAGCUGACAUUAAGAAGGGCAGAAAGGCUCUUCGCUACAAUAAACAUAAUUUAAAAGGUUUGUUGGGUUUAAAUAUAUGUUUUUGCCACUCAGAUUAAAACGUUUCUCUUUUCCGUUGUCUUUCAGUAAAUAAUUUACUUUCAUCAACUACAAAGCUAAGAAAAGCAGAAAGUUUUAGUAAUUAAUCAGAUUUUAAUUUUGAACAAAAUUUCUGCCUCAUGCUUUUUCUACCUCAGCUUUGUAGCCCUUCUGCAGACUGUUAUCAGUAAGUAUCAUUUAUUAAAAAUUGCUGUGAGACAUUCUUCUUUAGUCAUGUCUAAUCUGAGUUCAGAUGUUAAAGAUGAGGAAAAACAGACAUCAGUUUGCUUUUAUGGAGCUUUUUUCCUUAUCAAACCUCAUCCCUUGUUACGGAUUUAGAUAUCAAACUGCUUUUUUUCUUGGAGAAAAUCUCAAUUGUCCCUCACAACUUUCAGCCACAGUUUGUUUCCCACCCUCUCUAAAAGCCUGUUGAUGACAGUAAAUCAUUUACUGACCAUCUCUUUCUUCUGCAACCAAACCUUUACAGCAGACAUGGAUUUAACUGAUUGCACUAAAAUCCUUGUUUGCUCCUAAUUGUUUAAUAUUAAAUUGUAAAUUAGAUCUUUGAGAGCCAAGCCUGGAUUUCUACUAACAUGAAAGCAUCUCAGCUUGCGAAUGGAUUUUUGCCCGGUGAUUCCACAAUGGCUGUGUUACAAAUAAUUGUAAUGAAAAAGCUGUUUCAGAUGAGAAUUUGUUGUGGCUUUCAAAUGCCAGUAUGAAGAAAAAGUUGCCAUCUUUCUAAGCAGGCAGUUUGGAUCUAUGGUUCCUCUCUUCCCGUUUACCUGAUAUGAGGCACUGAGUUUGGACCAUUGUAACCGUGCGUUAUCUGUUGCUACAUAUCCCAGUGUUAAGCCCUUUAGUCUGGAGCCAGCUUCAGCUGCCGAAGCAACAAAUAGGUUAAAGGAUUGUUUUCCUUUUUAAAGGACAAACCACAACCGAGGGGCGGGGGGGGGGACAGAAACAAUCAGAAUCAGCUCCACCUAAUCUACAAGUUAAAAUCUAGGUCUAUGCACAGAGACUGUGUGUGCGAGUGUGUGUGUUUAAAGUAUCUUGUUAGUGGUGUGUAUGAGUACCUGUGUCACUGCAUACCAGCCAGAAACAAAAACAAAAAAAUGUUUUGCAGACUGUUCAUAUUAGGUAUGUUAAUUUAUAUCCCUUUUUUUAUUUGGGCUUGUCUCAAGGUUCUUGUUUGGGUUUGGGCCGGGAAGGGAGGGCCACGAUGUUGCAAAACGUUUCAAAGAAGAAUCUUUAUGGGUGAAAUCGAGGCCACAAACACUUCUAUUUCAUCUAUCUGGUGAAGGGAAAUUUCAGAAAAAAAUGUUUUUAUUUAGCUAAAGAUUGGAAAUAUAUAUGAAUGGAAUUCUAUGUUUGCAUACUUUUUAUGCUAUUUUCGUAUAGGGUUCACAGUAAUGAUAAAAUCAGAAAGGAAUCUCAAGUGGUUUUUACUACAGUGUAACUUAUUUGUGUUGAUUUGAUUUUUACCACCGGUGUUUUUAGUAAUGAUUCAUGGACACACUGUAUAUUAAAGGUUCAAAACAUUCA
This is a messenger RNA of Girardinichthys multiradiatus, 7565 nucleotides long. It is a transcript of the gene mideasb, whose product is annotated as mitotic deacetylase associated SANT domain protein b. The record is from RefSeq and is a predicted model, not a curated record. Lineage: Eukaryota; Metazoa; Chordata; Actinopteri; Cyprinodontiformes; Goodeidae. Gene Ontology annotation, cellular component: transcription regulator complex; histone deacetylase complex. Gene Ontology annotation, molecular function: transcription corepressor activity. Gene Ontology annotation, biological process: negative regulation of DNA-templated transcription; regulation of transcription by RNA polymerase II. The coding region runs from base 1102 to 4296 and encodes 1064 amino acids. The transcript is spliced from 14 exons.